CCCCGUGGCUCCACUCCGCUCAACUGGUUAUGCACCCGCGUUAGUUCCAGAUCCCAGAAGUUCUCUUGUUGGUUUAUGGAUAUGGAACGGCGUCUGGGCCGCUGCUGGUAUCUGCUUUAGUUACUGACUGCUGGUAGACGCCGUCGCCCACCACCACCAUCAUGGCUCAAGACGACGACAAGAAGCCGCCCAAGAAAAGCGUCUCCAUGGACGAAAAGUGUGACUUAGACAUGGAGGAGGGCAGUAGCACCGGCUUGGCCCUCAUGCCUGACCUACCCAAGCCUCUCACCCUGGAGGAGAAGAAGUUUCUCUUAGCUGUGGAGAGAGGUGACUGUAACACAACCAGGAAGAUGCUGCAGAAGGCUCACCGUUACCCAGCUUACAUGAACAUGAACUGUGUGGACCCGCUGGGGCGAGGCGCCCUCCACAUGUCCAUCGCCAACGAGAACCUGGAGAUGGUGGAGCUGCUGGUGGUGAUGGGGGUGGAGACCAGGGACGCUCUUCUCCACGCCAUCGACGCUGAGUUUGUCGAGGCCGUGGAGGUCUUGCUGGAACACGAGGAGGUCAUCCACAAGGAUGGAGAAUUAUACUCUUGGGAGAAGGCUGACCGCAACACGUCAGCCUUCACGCCAGAGAUCACGCCCCUGAUCCUGGCCGCCCACAGGGACAACUACGAGAUUCUGAAGAUCCUUCUGGACCGCGGCGCCACGCUGCCCAUGCCUCACGACAUCAGGUGCGGGUGUCCGGAGUGCAUCAAGUCGUCCUCGGAGGACUCCCUGCGGCACUCCCGCUCCAGGAUCAACGCCUACCGGGCCCUGGCCUCGCCCUCCCUCAUCGCCCUCUCCUCCACCGACCCCAUCCUCACCGCCUUCCAGCUCUCCCUCGAGCUGAAGAACCUCGCCUACACUGAACACGAGUUCAGGUUCGAGUACCUGGAGCUUCGUACCAAAUGCAUGAAGUUCGCGGAGGAGCUGUUGAGCCACGCGCGGUCGUCGCGGGAGCUGGCGGUAAUGCUCAACCACGACCCGGACACCGUCGUGCCCUACGAGGAGGGCAAGCACAUGACCCUCAAGAGACUCGAAUUAGCCAUCGACUGCAAGCAGAAGAAGUUCGUGGCCCACCCCAACAUUCAGCAGCUGCUGGCGGCCUUGUGGUACGAGGGCGUCCCAGGCUUCAGGAGGAAGGCUGUUAUUGACAAGUGUCUGGAGAUACUCAAGGUGGUGGUGCUGUUCCCCUUCUACUGCAUGUGGUACAUGGUGAUGCCGGAUUCCCCGACGGGCAGGCUCAUGAGGACCCCCUUCAUGAAGUUCCUCACUCACUCCUCCUCCUACCUCUUCUUCCUCAUGCUGUUGAUCCUGGUGUCUGUUCGCUUUGAAAACCUGGUCAUCUGGCUCUUGGGAACGGAAUCAAUGAGACGAAACUUAGAAGAGUCGAUGCGACGUCAGCGCGGGAACCUGCCCACGCCCAUAGAGGGCAUUGUGGCCCUCUGGGUCAUAGGGUUCCUGUGGGAGGAGGCGAGGGAGAUCCACUCGGAGGGCUUCAACAAGUACAUCAAGAACAUGUGGAACAUCUUGGACAUCUUGCGGGACACCCUCUACAGCAUCACCAUCUUCCUCAGGAUCUUCGCCUUCAUCCAGCAGAGUCAGGAGAUUGCCAGCGUUCCCACGACGGCGUUCAUCCCGCGCGAGGAGUGGGACACCUUCGACCCGCACCUCAUCUCUGAGGGCCUCUUCUCCGCCGCCAACAUCCUCUCGGCGCUCAAGCUGGUGCACAUCUUCAGCAUCAACCCUUACCUCGGACCCCUGCAGAUCUCUCUCGGCCGCAUGGUCAUCGAUAUCGUCAAGUUCUUCUUCAUCUACUCCCUUGUUCUCUUUGCCUUUGCUUGUGGUCUGACCCAACUGCUCUGGUACUACAACGACCUGGAGAAGAAUAAAUGCUACUCGCUGCCCGGGGGUCUGCCGGACUGGACCAAGCAGAGCGACGCCUGCCUCAAGUGGCGACGCUUCCACAAUCUGUUCGAGGCGUCACAGUCGCUGUUCUGGGCGGGCUUCGGCAUGGUGGGGCUGAGCGACUUUGAGCUGACUGGUAUCAGGGAGUACACGCGCUUCUGGUCCAUGCUCAUGUUUGGCUCCUACUCCGUCAUCAACAUUAUAGUGCUCCUCAACCUCCUCAUUGCUAUGAUGUCCAACUCCUACUCCUUCAUUGUUGAACACGCCGACACGGAGUGGAAGUUCGCCAGGACCAAGCUGUGGAUGUCGUACUUCGAGGAGGGCAACACCCUGCCGCCGCCCUUCAACAUCUUCCCCACUUUGAAGAGUUGUCUGAGGCUAUUUGGCAAGUCGAGCAGGAAACAAGCGCUCGUCCGCAAGAUGUCUUCCAGGACCCAGAGCCGGCACAAGAAGGCGCGCGACUACCGCUACCUGUCGGUGAUGCGGGCGCUCAUCUGGCGUUAUGUGUGCUCCUUACAACGACGCAACGAGGAGCGACCUGUCAACGAGGACGAUAUUAGUGAAGUUAAGGGUGACAUCUCUUCCCUCAGAUUCGAGCUCAUCGAUUUGUUCGGACACAACGGCAUGGACAUCUCGCUGUGCGCCAAGAAGAGCAGAGCCGCGUUGGGCCGCAAGAUGCGAGUGUGGGAGCGUCGACUGAUGCGAGACUUCCACGUGUCUCCCGCCAUGGGUGCAGACGACAGCUCGGUGCCCAGGGAAGAGGUUCCUAUCGAGGGAGAGAGCGCCGCUGACAAGUUCCGCAGGAUAGCACGUCUUGCCAUGGCCAAAUCAACCGUUGAUACCAGUGGCUCCUCUCUGUCCCAGAUCGGCUCUGGCUGCGACCAAGGGCGAGAGAGCCUGAAGAUGGCCAUGGACAGAGCCCGCAAGAAGAUGGAAGAAGGAACACCUGACGGGUCGCCAGGCUCCUCCCGCGGUUGCUCCCCCUUCCCUGACUUGUACACAGGACCUCACCUGCUGGAGGCCAUCAAAAACCUGGAUCUGAGCCCUCACGCCUCACCAUCCGAGACACCAUUGCCAACUGAAACCAAAAUCUGGUCCAUGCCAGGCAAAGCUAAGGACGGGCAAGCUAAGGACCCCAACAUGCUGACGGUGCCAGGGCGUCGUUCCUCCCACUCGCUCAAAAGGGACGGUGAGGAUGGUGGAUCCGACAUCAGCUUAGACGUUCCUGUGAGCAGCAACAUCAAAAGUUCUCUAAAGGUUCUCUCCAAGAAGAAGACUGAAGUAGUCAGCGAACCCCAACCCUCUAAACCUGUUCAGCAUCAAAUCACAGAUGAAAGCUCCCCUAAGCCUCCGGCGACCAUCACAUCAGUAUCAGAGAAGACCCCGCAGCAGGUAGAUAAAAUUGAGGCUAAACUUGAGAAGAAAGAAGCUCAAGUCUCAAAAACAGCAUCGUUGGGCGUGCCUCUGCCAAGUAAGAUUGAACCUCCAGUUUACAAAGAAAUUGUCAAAGCAGUCUCGGUGAAAAGCGCACCUCAGUUGAGUAAAGGUGAGGAGUUAGUUCAGAAGAAAGAAAUUGAAACCCAGAGACCUGAGCCUAUAAUUCAACAAAGCACAGAAGCAUUGAAGCCGAGCCAGAUUAAAGCCAGGGGCUUUCUUCCCAUCAACAAUCAGCAAAAGGCUGAGGUCCCAGCCCUCCCAAGGCGCCCGGUGGGACGUCUUCCCAUCAGGGACUCAUCACCACUGAGGAUCCCUCCUCCAGCCUGUGUAAAUGCUCGUCGUGGCCCUGAGUCCGAGCAUGCUGUGCAUCGCCCCGUACCUUUACGGCCGCCCCAAGUCCAGCAGCAGACGUUUACCGGCUCCGACGAGCUAGAGGAUGUAGACUUUGUUCGUCGCCCUUCACGGCUGCCACCCAAGCAGAAAAGCCCUCCGCCUACCAUCGCCGUUAUCCCGUCAACUCCAAAGCCAACAGAAACUCCCGUCCCUCUCAGUCCACCUGCUCACAAACCUGUGAAGCCACAAGCUCCUCAGCCUGUAUCUCCAAAACCUGCAGCCCCUGAGGCUCCGUUAAAACAGGUUUCCACGGAAAAAGAUUCAUCAGUUAAGGAUUCUUCUGAAAGUAUCCCCAUUGAAAAGGCUGCUGCUGAUGACGUUGCUGCAGAGAAGGCGAUCCAAGGCAGUCCGGGGCCAAAGCCGUCCACUCCGCCAGCAGCAGCCUUCCGCGACAACACUCCGUCUACCCAAAGCGAACCUUUGCUAAAACCAAAGGGGGAGAAGAAGGGUGGGUGGCUGUAAGCUGGGCGUCGCCCCUACGACCGCUCACCGCCAGCCUAUCCUCGACACCCAGGCAACUGCGCCCAUUCUGGCGCAGUUGCCGUUCUCAGUUUUAUAAUAGUACUAUCCACAAAACAAGGUAUUCAUUAUGAGAUAGGAACAUCCUUCACGUAAAUGUUUCGCUUUCAGCUCACUUUGGAUUCUUACAUGUCAAUACGUCUGAUAACGUGACCUCUUGCCUAAUGACAAACACUUACUAGUUUACAUGGUAGUUUACUAAUGUAUUUACAUAGGAGUAAACUAAUGUUUACAUGCGAGUAAAAGGACAGUCAUAUGUAUUCCUCUUGCGAUGAAGCCCAUUUAAUUAUUCAUUAAGUCUUCAGUAGACUUUAUUUAAAUGUCAUAUAAUAAUAACUGAUACAUAUAUGCUACAUGUAUCAACUGUCCUUAUUACAGGCGAAUACUGUAACAUAAAUUUAUUUUUCAUAUUACUUCUCCCUCCAGUGCCAAGAACAUUAUUCAAGAACAAUUUUUAAAUUGUUCUGUAGAGAUAAAUUGGAUUCUUAUUAACCAUUAGAGCUUCCAACCAACUGUUAGAGCUUCCAACCAACUGUUAGAGCUUCCAACCAACUGUUAGAGCUUCCAACCGGCCGUUAGGGCUUCCUGCCGACCGUUAGAGCUUCCUACCGACCGUUAGAGCUUCCUGCCAACCGUUAGAGCUUUCUACCGACGUUAGAGCUUAGUAAUGACCAUUAGAGUUUCCUAAUGACCGUUAGAGAUUCCGCCAACCCUUAGAGCUUCCAACCGGCCGUUAGACCUUCCUACCGACCUUUAGAGCUUCUCACCAACCGUUAGAGCUUUACUAGAGCUAGUAAAGCGAUCUUUCCCUUUAAUAUAUGUUUUACAAAAGUUUACCUAUGAUAGUUACAGAGUAAGUUUUACCAGACAGACAUUGAAAUCCCAACCUAACUCUUGUACAAAAUUUCUGUGACGAAGCACUGCUCGUUGGGGUCAUAUGUGUAUGCAUAUGCAGUAUAACAUUGCCGCUUGAUGACGAUUUUGUAAUUUUAAAUAACAAGUAGUUUAGAAAAAUUAGGCCUAAUAAAAAUUUAUCUUUUUUUUCCCCAGCACAUGUGUAAUGAAUGUAUUAUUAAAAAGGCAUUGUUCAAGUUUAAGUAUAUUUAUUGAGACAAGAAAGAAAUACAUCUCAAAGGGAUAGAGUAGCUUAGGCUAUUUCUACCCCCCAAAGGCAUUGUUAUUUUCUCCAAUGGACGGUGACUAUAUAUGGAGUUAUAAGUUUAAAAUGUAUCACAGAAGUUAGGACUUUGUUUUUGAGUGCAUACGAUCUCUUAGCAGGACUGAGGCGGGUAUAUAGGUCUUCGAUCGUAACUUAAAAAGUCAAUAGCAUGUCAGAUAACUUACCACAAAUGCCAGGGAACACAACCGAAAUUCGAGUGGCGGAAUUUUGUGUGAGCUCUUCACUCAAAGUUGUAUUUAGCUUUUGUGAAAUAUCACAUCAUUAAAGCUCUCCUCACAUAAUACUUCAAUAAAACAGUUCUGAUAAC
Molecule: messenger RNA, 5785 nt
Organism: Procambarus clarkii (red swamp crayfish)
Lineage: Eukaryota; Metazoa; Arthropoda; Malacostraca; Decapoda; Cambaridae
Product: transient-receptor-potential-like protein
Biological process (GO): regulation of cytosolic calcium ion concentration; calcium ion transmembrane transport
Cellular component (GO): plasma membrane; cation channel complex
Molecular function (GO): store-operated calcium channel activity; protein binding; inositol 1,4,5 trisphosphate binding
Source: RefSeq, a predicted model, not a curated record